Messenger RNA from Eucalyptus grandis, 1792 nucleotides. RefSeq names its product flavonoid 3'-monooxygenase CYP75B137. The record is from RefSeq and is a predicted model, not a curated record. NCBI's taxonomy places the organism in Eukaryota, Viridiplantae, Streptophyta, Magnoliopsida, Myrtales, Myrtaceae. Gene Ontology annotation, molecular function: oxidoreductase activity, acting on paired donors, with incorporation or reduction of molecular oxygen; heme binding; iron ion binding.
GUCCCCCAACAUGUUCCAUCCCUUUCUCCACGAUGUCCAAUCUUCUCUUUCGUUGCACGGCGUCUCGCUGCCGCACUUACUUCUCCUUCUCUCGAGCAUUUUCGCAAUCAGCUAUUGGGCAUGGCUUCGUCCAGCCCAGAAGAAAACCUCGCUGCCGCUGCCCCCGGGACCGGUGGGCCUCCCCCUCGUCGGGAAUCUGCCCUUCCUCGACCCCGAGCUCCACACCUACUUCGCCGCCCUCGCGAGGACGUACGGCCCGGUCCUGAAGCUCCAGCUCGGCAAGAAGCUCGGCAUCGUCGUGACGUCCCCGGCGACCGCCCGCGAGGUGCUGAAGGAUAACGACGUCACGUUCGCCAACCGCGACGUGCCCAUCGCCGGGAGGACCGCGACCUACGGCGGCUCCGACAUCGUGUCGACCCCGUACGGGCCCGAGUGGAGGAUGCUGCGGAAGGUGUGCGUGCUCAAGAUGCUGAGCAACCACACGCUGGACUCCGUCUACGAGCUCCGGCGGAGUGAGGUCCGAAAGGUGGUCGGGUACUUCCGCAGCCAGGCUGGGUCGCCGGUGAACGUUGGCGAACUGAUGUUCUUGACGGUACUCAACGUGAUUACGAGCAUGUUGUGGGGUGGGACGUUGCAGGGCCAGGAGAGAGAGCACGUGGGUGCUGAUUUCAGGCAGGUGGUAUCGGAUAUCACAGAGCUUCUAGCCAAGCCGAACAUUUCGGACUUUUAUCCCAGUCUGGCCCGAUUCGAUUUGCAAGGGAUAGAGAGGCAAAUGAAGGGGUUGGUGAAACGGUUCGAUGGAAUUUUUGAGAAGAUGAUUCAGCAAAGGUUGAAAAUGGAGAGAGAAGGCGGAAGCGGGUGUCAAGAUUUCUUGCAGUUUCUGUUAAAGUUGAAGGAUGAGGAAGAUGCCAAGACCCCUCUAACAAUGACUAGCCUCAAAGCUCUGCUCAUGGAUAUGGUGGUUGGUGGAACAGACACAUCCUCCAAUACAGUUGAGUUUGCCAUGGCUGAGAUCAUGAACAAACCUAGUGUUCUAAGAAGUAUCCAAAAUGAAUUGGAAAUUGUGGUCGGCAAAGACAAUAUAGUAGAAGAAUCUCACAUUCCCAGGCUGCCUUACUUACACGCCGUCAUGAAAGAGUCACUGAGAUUGCACCCGGCGCUUCUGCUGGUCCCCCACUGCCCAAGCGCGACUUGCACUGUUGGAGGCUACACGGUCCCAAAGGGCUCUCGGGUCUUUGUCAACGUGUGGGCGAUACAUAGGGACCCUUCCAUAUGGAGCGACCCGCUAGAGUUCAAUCCCGAGAGGUUUUUGCACGAUAAGGGCGAUUAUAGUGGAAACGACUUCAAUUACUUCCCCUUUGGGUCUGGGAGAAGAAUAUGCGCAGGGAUAGCGAUGGCUGAGAGGAUGGUGCUAUACUCACUUGCCACGCUCUUGCAUUCAUUUGAUUGGAAGCUACCCGAGGGAGAGAAGAUGGAUAUAAGAGAGCAAUUUGGGAUCGUCUUGAAAAAGAAAAAGUCGCUAGUGGCUAUUCCUUCGCCAAGGUUCUCUGAUCCUCGCCUUUAUGAAUGAGUACCGUGCAUGUUGGUGUGGUUUCUUUAUGUAAUCUUAUGUGAACAGAAUCAGAAGGAAAAAUGCAUCUACCUAUCUUCAUGUGGUUAAUAUAAUUCCUAUCCAUGAGGAUUUAUUUGAUCAUGUUAACAUGUUGUGGAUAUAUAUGCUUUUUAAGUGAAAGAAAGAAGACAUAUGUUGCAUCGCUUUCUAUCAAUUAUUCAUAGAGAAUUCCACUUUUUA